AUGGAAGAGGUGGCUGCGGAUGGGAGCGUACGGAAGACCGUCGUGAAGGCUGGAACUGGCCCACGUGGCACGCCUCCUCGCGGCUCCACGGUUUACGUCGACUUCGUGGGACGGUUGGCUGGGGACUUGGCCGAUGGCGAUGAUGGCUCUACGGUGUUCGACUCCACCGCGGAGCGUGGGCACUUCUUCACGUUCACCAUCGGACAAGAACAGACGAUUCCAGGGCUGGAGCUGGCCGUCGCGCAGAUGACCGAAGGCGAGACGGCCCUCGUCACCGUCGCCCCGAGCCAAGUCGGUACCCACUCGUCGCUCUGCGCCGCCGUGCAGCCUGGUCUGACGACCGCGGCGUACGGGUCGAUGGGGAAUCAGCAGGGGUUCCACGGGUGCGGGCGGCCCAUCCCGCCCAACGCCACCCUCCAGUUUGAACUGCAGCUGCUCGAUUGGGAUGAGCACCCCGAAAAGUUGAGACACUUGAGCCACGCGGAGACGAUCGACCUGGCUGAGCGGCUCAAGGCCGAGGGCAACACAUUGUUCGUCAAGCAGAAUGAGCUCACGCGGGCGGUGUGCAAGUACAAGCGGGCCAUCGCUUGCCUCGACGCCGACGAUGCUGCCUCUGAGCCGAGCGACGCCGAACGCAACAAGCAGCAGGCGCUUGAGUCAGCCUGCUUCCUCAACCUUGCGGCGUGCCAGCUGAAGCAAUCGCAGUACAAGGAGGCAGCUGAGUCCUGUCGCCGGGUCUUGGCCAACGAGCCCGACAGCGCCAAGGCGCACUUUCGACUGGGCAAGGCGCUGGCGGGUACAGACGACCUGGACGAGGCCAAGAAGGAGCUCGAGCAGGCGCUCGCGCUCGAGGACCUGGGUGAGAUCAGGCGAGAGCUCAAGCUGGUCGAGCAGAGGCUCCGGGCGCACGAGAAGAAGCAGCAGCAGUUCUACGGCAAGCUGUUCGCCAAGCUGGGCGACGACAAGUCCGGCGCCGGCGGCCUCUACACGCCCGAGGAGAUCGCCGCGGCCAACAAGCCGGUAUUCAAGAAAUGCAACCUAUGGUACGCACCGAGAGCCAACACUCGGCAUGU
Molecule: messenger RNA, 1073 nt
Organism: Acanthamoeba castellanii str. Neff
Lineage: Eukaryota; Discosea; Longamoebia; Acanthamoebidae
Product: peptidyl-prolyl cis-trans isomerase, FKBP-type domain containing protein
Exons: 8
Molecular function (GO): peptidyl-prolyl cis-trans isomerase activity; protein binding
Source: RefSeq, a predicted model, not a curated record